AUCUGACUUUCUAAUAAUUAAAUGUUUAUUCCUAUAUUUAAGGCAACUUUUAUGUUGUAUUCACGAAUGUUAUGUACGUUUUAAUAACUCAAAUAAAUCGUUACCCCUGGUGCUUUAUGUAUUUUAUCAUUUUCCUGGUUCGUAUAAUUUCUUACAUUUUAUGCUAAAAGGCUAAUUUUGUUAGUGCAUACAAUUGGGAAAAGCUUUAUAGAAGUGUUUUUACAUUUAAUUUCUAGGCAGAACAAGAGGCUGACCAAUAGGAGAGCUGAGCGAGUUGCACGUGUAGUGCAAAUAGUGUCCGGAUAAAAAGCGCAGCGUUAUUAACAGAACACGCUCUUCUGUUUUCACCUCGAACAGGUGCAGGGCACAUACAGCGAUGUUUUUAAGAUAUGUACUUUCCUUUGUUAGGAUGUAUUGUAUAGUUGUCAGUUUAUGGCUCUUACUUUUAACAGAGGCAACAGAAUUGCCCAGCUGUAAAGAGGUAGGAUACAACAACAGCUUUGUUUGCAUAAUACAGCUUUUCUGUUUAGACUUGUUUGUCAUUAUGAAUUAUAUUUUAAGUUGCUUUUAAAGAUGACUGCUGGAACCACAUUAUAACUAUGCAUUCUAACUGUACUACCUAUUGAAAAAUCUCACAUUUACGCAGUAAUCUUUUUUUGUGCCGCAAACGCUUUGCCCUUUUUAUAUUGCUGAUGGAAUAUUGCAUUUUAUUUGCACUAAACAUAAAACCACUAUUAGGACAGUUAUUUCUCUAAUGUAUGGAAAAAUGUUGAUGUCAAAGUGCUUUGUGAAAUAUAAAACUUAUAAGUAUUAGACUGUCACAAACGUUUAAUGUUAUUGUCUGCAACACCAAUUAUAAUGUUACAGGAUGGUCAUGAAAUAUAUAUUUUUAGUUAAACUGUAGCAUGGAACUAGUGUUUCUAAACACACAAUUACAUUAAGGUAAAGAGUUCUAGAACUAUGAAUCACCAAUUGACUAAGGUGUCCAUGUGAAUAAAGAAAUAAGUUAUGUAGCCUAUAGUUCAGAAACUAGUGUUUAUUUUACUUAUGAUUUCAGCGCCUUUUUCCUUAUCUGGACAGAUAACACUUUUAAAGAAUCUCACUCGCUCAUCAAUUUUCUUUUACAUUUCCUCAUGUUCACGGUAUCCACGAGGUUUAGUCAUGUUUGAAUGAGAGUGAGCAUGUUCAUGGGACUGGGCUGCUCAUUUACCUUAUCAAAUGCUGACAAGCUUGUCCGUUGUCGUUUGAUAGCAGUGUGAAAAGGACAUCUGCUCUAGACAAGCUGCUCUAUUGCUCUACCUUCCGAUUACCAUUUUGAAUACACAGACUGUGAUGUAUUGGGCUCUCGAUGGAGAGUGGCGAUACCCAACAAACCAGAAACCUGUACAGGUGUACCUGAUCCGGUCAAAGGCACCAAGUGCACGUUCACCUGUAAUGAGGGAGAAUUUCUGGACAUGAGGACUCAGGAGUGUCAGAAAUGUGUCGCAGGGACCUACUCUUUAGGCACGGGAGUUGCCUUUGAUGAGUGGGACAGUCUGCCCACCGGCUUCAUCAGCCAUGGCAUCGAUAUGAGCAAAGGAGAUUCUUCCACAAAUUGCUCUAACUCGACGUGGAUCCCUAAAGGUGACUACAUUGCCUCAAACACAGAUGAGUGUUCCUCCACUCUUUCCUACGCUGUGAGUCUGAAGAAACCCGGUUCUGUGUCUUUUCAGUACAUCUACCCAGACAACAGCAUCUUUUUUGAGUUCUAUGUUCAGAAUGACCAGUGCCAGUCAACAGAUUCUGUAAAUCGCUGGAUGACAUUAUCAAAACGUGACUGGGAAUAUCACUAUAUGCAGCUGAGUAGUGGGAACAAUGUCUUGUACUGGAGGACUACAGGUUUCUCUCUGGCUGGAAGCUCUCCCAAACCAGUUCUACUGAAGAACAUUGCCAUCUCAGGUGUCUCCUAUACAUCUGAAUGUUUUCACUGUAAGCCUGGCACCUACAGUGAUAAACCAGGAGCCUCUCGCUGCAUCCCAUGUGCUGUUAAUUCUUUCUCUAAUAAAGGAGCCACGGCAUGCCAGCCAUGUGAAGCAGAUACAUACUCAGGGAUUGGAUCUGGAAGCUGUCUACAGAGGCCACACUGCAAGCAGAGCGAUUACUUCUAUACUCACACAGCAUGUGACUCAAAAAGCCAGACACAGCUUAUGUUUAAGUGGAUCGAGCCCAAGAUCUGCAGCGAGAGUGCAAAUGGGGCGAUCCAACUCCCAGCCUCAGGUGAGAUGAUGGCCUGCCCGCCGUGCAAUCCAGGAUUCUUCUCCAGCAACACCUCCACCUGUGAACCCUGCCCACAUGGCCUCUAUUCAAAUGGAACAGAAUGCUCUGAGUGUCCUGCCGGAAUGGAACCUGUCGUGGGUUUCGAGUAUAAAUGGUGGAACACGAUGCCUAGUAACAUGAGAAGUUCUGUCUUUAGCGUAGAAUACAGCAGUACUGACAGGACCACAGGCUGGGAGGUAGCAGGUGAAUACAUCUAUACCACACCAAGUGAUCGGGACUCCGACUUCAUGCUUUUGACGCUCCAAGUACCUGGAUACGGCUUGCCUCAUUCUCUAAGUAAAGACAACGAGAGAGUUGAACUUUCAAAAAUAACAUUUGUGUUUGAAACGAAAUGUACAGCUGAUUGUAAACUGCAUUUCAUGGCUGGGCAGAAUGAAAGGAACAAUAUGUUUGUGGAGAGUUGGAGUGGUACUGUAGGCAAGCAGUCCUACUCUUAUCUUAUUAAGAGCAACAGCACUGUCAGCUUCACCUGGGGUUUCCAGCGCACUGGGACCUUCAACAUGGAAAGUGAAUACAGCUCUGACUUUGCCAAGAUCUACUCUGUUCACAUCACCAAUGUGAUUGGGGGUGUGGCUUCAGAAUGUCGACAGUGUGCUCUGGCGGCCUCUGGCACAGAGUCUGCCUGCGUGCCCUGCCCCUCAGGCCACUACAUGUUAAAUGGCACUGGAGUGUGUCAAAGCUGUCCCUCUAACACCAUCAUCAGACCUGAGCAGCCAAUAGGAGCGCAAGCCUGCAUUCUUUGUGGUCCGAAUACCGACAGUAAUAAAGGCCGUUCAGCGUGUAUUAGUGACUGUACUUUAGCACUUUUACAUAAAGAAGAGUUCCUGCACUAUGACUUCUCCCAGUUGGCACGAGUUACAGAUUUCCAGAGCACUCCACGAUUCACCAGUAAAGGGCUGCAGUACUUUCACCAUUUCAGUGUUAUGCUCUGCGGGACGCAGAACAGGGGUCUUGCUUCCUGUGUUGACAAUGUGACUGAGAGUAAGAGAGAAGUGAAGGGCUACAUCUGUCGGUCCACUCUAGUGCCUUCUGAGGUCAGGGGUCAGAGUGUUGUGUCCUCUCAACCUUUCAGUAUUGGAGACACUUUAAUCGGAGUGACAACUGACUCCAAACUGGUUGACAUUUCAUCAUUCGACAGCUACUUCCCCUCCAAAUCUGAGCUACCUGAUGUCAUAUUUUACUAUAGAUCUAGAGAAACAACACAAGCAUGUAAAAAUGGAAGAUCAACCUCUGUCAGGCUCCGAUGUGAUCCUACUGUAACAAUGGACAAAAUUUUCUUACCAAGUAAUUGCUCAGAAGGCACAUGUGAUGGCUGCUCUUUUCAUUUCCUGUGGCGUUCCCAGCAUGCUUGUCCUCUCUGCUCAGAAAGGAACUAUAAGGAGAUUGUGAGUGCCUGUAUCCAAGGAAUCCAGAGGACCACCUAUGUGUGGCAGCAGCCUCUGAGAUGCACAGGUGGGGUUGACCUGCCACCACAGAAGGUCAGCGCCUGUGUGACUUUGGACUUCUGGCUGAAGUUUGGUGUCUCUGUUGGAACUGUGGCCGCCGUAUUGCUCAUUACCAUCAGCUGCUACUUCUGGAAAAGAACACGAAAGCUGCAAUAUAAAUACUCAAAGCUAAUGAUGACUGCAGGAGAUAAAGAGUGUGAACUACCAGCUGCAGAUAGCUGUGCCAUCAUGGAGGGAGAAGAUGCUGAGGAUGACCUCAUCUACCUCUCAAAGAAAUCUUUCUUCACUAAAAUCAAGUCGUUUUCCAGAGAGAGAACAUCAGAUGGCUUUGAUUCUGUUCCUCUGAAAUCCUCAGCAAUACAGGAGAUGGAGAUGGACUAGCAACAACAGGAAAUUUUGGCCAAAAUUCGAAAACAUGUUUUAAAAAACUAUUGCAGCGUUGCAUUGUUUUCCAAAGAGCCUGUGAGAGUCUUAUCAAAUAAUCGGCAAAACAAAUGAUUCAAUAGCUGCCUUAUUUAAAUGUGCAUUGAUAACUUAGGUUUUCUUUCUUGGGUCUCCCCUGGAUUAAGUAAAGCCAAAAAGACAAAUGACUUUCAAAAGUACAAACAAUUCUAACAAACAUUUGAGAUUUUAUUUAACCGUGUUUAGAUCAUAACUCUAUUAUUUAAAGGCCGAAUAAACUUAAACAUUUGCAGAUGCAUUAAUAGAUAAUCAAGUAAACAUCAUUUAUUUAACAUGUCCUUCUAUAAUUUAUCUCAUAAAUGUCUUUUUUUAUGUUUCCGUGGUUUUGAUGUUGAGUGUGCAAGGUAUUUGAAGCCAUAUCUGGUGUAGUGAGUUUUUGCUUUUUUAUUCAAUACAAUUUUUUAUAAAC
Messenger RNA from Triplophysa dalaica, 4632 nucleotides. It is a transcript of the gene elapor1, whose product is annotated as endosome-lysosome associated apoptosis and autophagy regulator 1. Gene Ontology annotation, biological process: autophagosome assembly; positive regulation of vacuole organization. Gene Ontology annotation, cellular component: lysosome; trans-Golgi network; late endosome. The coding region runs from base 1455 to 4142 and encodes 895 amino acids. NCBI's taxonomy places the organism in Eukaryota, Metazoa, Chordata, Actinopteri, Cypriniformes, Nemacheilidae. The transcript has 22 exons. The record is from RefSeq and is a predicted model, not a curated record.